UUCGCUCGAUUUAAUCCAUACCAUUCACGUCCACCUUCAUCUUGGGGCGCUCCUUCUCACAAAAAAGGCUGUCGUUUUGGUCCUUUUGGAGAUGUUCAGAUUAGGCCCAAGAGCAUUUAACAAGCCCUUAAGGCCCGCGUCAACGUGGAAAGGCCUUAUUCAGUCCGAAGUUCGAUCGCAAACCUAGCUCCUGGAACUGGAAGAGCGUGAACCAGAGUAUAUAAUCGUCAAGCUUGUUACCCAAUCAGAGUUUUCUCCGACAAUCUCUUCAGAUGACAAGCCAGAAAUUGUUUUAGUUCCUAUUCUUCUGUACUCGAUAGCUACAUAGACCGAUAAACUCCUGCUGCUCAAGGUUUUCGUACAAUGUCUUCCAAUCAGUUUCUUCUCCUUUCACUCCUUUUUACUCUCAUCUCUUCCGUCAUUUCCCAAUCUAUAAUCCGAUUCCCCAGCGACCGAAAAAUCCAGGCCGAUGAUGAUCCUCUCUACUGCGACAGCUGGCGCGUAUCUGUGGAGACCAACAACGCCGGAUCCUGGUCCGUAAUCCCAUCGGGGUGUGUAAACUUUGUCAAGGAGUAUAUGAAGGGCAGCCACUACCUCUCAGAUUCCAAGGUCGUCGCAUGCGAAUCGCUAGCUUUCGCCAAGUCCUUGAAUAUCACCGGCGAUGGCAAAGACGCUUGGGUCUUCGAUGUCGAUGAAACUCUGCUCUCCAAUCUUCCUUACUACGAGGACCAUGGAUUCGGAUCAGAAAUCUUUGAUGAAGGUUCUUUUGAUGAUUGGGUGGAUUUGGCUAAGGCUCCUGCUUUACCAGCAAGUUUAAAUUUGUACAAGGAGCUCAAGAACCUGGGUUUCACUCUAUUUGUGCUAACAGGGCGCAGUGAAUAUCAAAGAAAUGCUACUAGUAAAAAUCUUCUUUUUUCCGGCUAUUCUGACUGGGAAAAACUUAUCUUGAGGGGACCUUCAGACCAAGGCGUACCAGCAACUGUCUACAAAUCUCAGAAGAGAAAGCAGCUAGUUGACGAUGGUUAUAGGAUUCGCGGGAACUCAGGAGAUCAAUGGAGUGAUUUGUUGGGCUUUGCAGUAGCAAAACGGUCCUUCAAACUCCCAAAUCCAAUGUAUUACAUUGCUUAGGAAGAAAAUUGAACAUCAACCAAUAACUCCUAAAUCCAAUGUACCACAUUUCUUAGAUAGAAAAUGGGCUGGUGUUUAGUGUUCAUUAUAAAAGUACUCUGUUUGUCCCUUUGAAUUUCAGACAAUGAUGAUUCUCAGUAACUUGUUCUGCCUCUACCA
Messenger RNA from Tripterygium wilfordii, 1287 nucleotides. RefSeq names its product acid phosphatase 1. The record is from RefSeq and is a predicted model, not a curated record. Gene Ontology annotation, molecular function: acid phosphatase activity. Lineage: Eukaryota; Viridiplantae; Streptophyta; Magnoliopsida; Celastrales; Celastraceae. The coding region runs from base 364 to 1128 and encodes 254 amino acids. The transcript is spliced from 3 exons.